Solanum verrucosum is the source of this 1204-nucleotide messenger RNA. Its product is annotated as cytosolic sulfotransferase 12-like. Gene Ontology annotation, molecular function: sulfotransferase activity. The record is from RefSeq and is a predicted model, not a curated record. Gene Ontology annotation, cellular component: cytoplasm. Gene Ontology annotation, biological process: sulfation. The transcript has a single exon. The coding region runs from base 1 to 1008 and encodes 335 amino acids. NCBI's taxonomy places the organism in Eukaryota, Viridiplantae, Streptophyta, Magnoliopsida, Solanales, Solanaceae.
AUGUCAAAAUCUCAAACUUCUCCCCAAAUUCCUCCCAAGUAUUUACAAGAGGAUGAAAUCAGUGAUGAGUGUAAGAAAUUGCUCUUAACUCUACCAAAAGAAAGAGGAUGGCUUGCAUCACAUAUGUAUAAUUACCAAGGUUUUUGGGUAACACCAAGAGUCAUUCAAGGUGUGAUUUCUUGUCAACAUCAAUUUCAGGCUCAAGAUAGUGAUAUUAUCCUUGUUACAACUCCUAAAUCAGGAACGACUUGGUUAAAAUCUCUUUUAUUUGUUUUAGUGAAUCGAAUGAAAUAUCCUGUUUUUGAACAAAAUCAUCCUUUACUUGUUAAGAACCCUCAUGAUCUUAUUCCAUUCUUGGAAAUUAGAUUCUAUGGUUAUGGUCUUGUCCCUAAUUUUGCAUCCUUCACUUCACCUAGACUCUUGUCAACUCAUAUGCCCUAUGCUUCAUUGCCAAAAUCUAUCCAGGAUUCAAAAACCAAACUUGUUUACUUGUGUAGGAAUCCUAAGGACACUUUUAUUUCUCUGUGGCAUUUUACAAACAAUUUAAGACUUCAUCACAAAGAUAUACAUCCCAUUGAAGAAAAAUUUGAAUCUUUUUGUAAGGGGGUGAGCCUUUAUGGUCCGUUUUGGAAUCACGUAUUGGAUUAUUGGAAACAAAGUAUAGAAAAGCCUAACAAAGUACUUUUCUUGAUGUAUGAAGAAAUUAAAGUGCAGCCCAAACUUCAGCUUAAACGCUUGGCUGAAUUUUUGGAAUGUCCAUUUUCCAUAGAGGAAGAAAAUUGUGGAGUGAUGGAUGAAAUAUUAAGAAUGUGUAGCUUUGAGAAUUUGAGCAACUUGGAGGUGAAUGCAAAUGGGAAAUUCUCAACUGGAGAAGAAAAUAAAGCGUUCUUUCGUAAAGGAGAAGUUGGAGAUUGGAAGAAUUAUUUUACCAUAGAAAUGAGUGAGAAACUCAAUCAUAUUAUUGAACAAAAAUUCCAAGGAUCUGGAAUAAAGUUUUCAUACAUCUAAUUAGGCAUUAAGAUUCUAUGUCAAUUGAAUGCAAUUAUUUGUUUUAAAAGUCAAUGUUGAAUUAAAGUAGUUGUAUUUGAGAUUAAUAAUGUAAUAAGAACAUACUACAAGAGUUUUAUUGUAGUACUGAUACAAUUAUGUUCACAACUUAAAUUGUUGAAAAAAUAUGUAUAAAAUCAUAUAUCUUUAUUUGGUC